AUGGCCCACGCGCCGCUUGCCCUCCCUCGGCCCAUGCCGGCGGCGCUUGGCCGAGGGGGCGGCGGCGGGCCCGCCCCCGCCCGCCGGCGUGCGCCGUUUGCGCGGCGCGGCCUCCUCGCUGCCGCCGCUGCGGCGCUGCUGGUGGCGCCUGCGGAGGGCGCGUAUGAAGAAUUGCAG
Molecule: messenger RNA, 177 nt
Organism: Prorocentrum cordatum
Lineage: Eukaryota; Dinophyceae; Prorocentrales; Prorocentraceae
Source: the annotation of a GenBank genome assembly